Drosophila eugracilis is the source of this 1677-nucleotide messenger RNA. RefSeq names its product purine nucleoside phosphorylase. Gene Ontology annotation, cellular component: cytoplasm. The coding region runs from base 343 to 1512 and encodes 389 amino acids. The transcript is spliced from 5 exons. Gene Ontology annotation, biological process: nucleoside metabolic process. Gene Ontology annotation, molecular function: purine-nucleoside phosphorylase activity. The record is from RefSeq and is a predicted model, not a curated record. Lineage: Eukaryota; Metazoa; Arthropoda; Insecta; Diptera; Drosophilidae.
GUCGGCAGCGUUCAUUUUACAAUCAGCGCUCGAGCAGGCAACAAGCCGUAAAGAAGUACCACAUCGAAGUACUAGUAUAUGCACCACAUCGAGUUCUGGACGCGGCCAUAAACCUAACAUUUGUGAAACGUAACGAGAUUACAAAAGAAAGAGAAUUCCAGUAUCCAGUUCCAGAUUUCUAAAUUAGUUUUGAUUCGCGAAAAAGAAACGUGGACAGUCGAUUUGGUCAUAAUUUCAAGCGCGAAAGUUUGAUUUGCAUAACCAGAAGGAGAGCGUCUGGGGCGAUUAUAUAAUUGCAGUGUAUUUCGAUUGGACAAAAGCAUCUCCGACUCCAUCUGCACAAUGACGGGUUACAAGGUGGUCAAUGGCAAUGGCACAACCAAUGGAAGCACCAAUGGACACAGCAAUGGUCACAGCAAGUCGGCGGACUACACAGCCCAGGAGAAUCCGACAAUGUGUUCCCGCGACUGUUGCGCCGGGCCAGGUGGCUCCCACCGAGGCAACACCUGCACGGACAAGAAGGGCGCCAAGGGCGGGAGCCUGAUUGGCGACAAGAUCAUUCCCACUCCACAGAGUCUGCUCGGAAAUGGAAAAAUCCAAUGCGACCUUACGCCCGAAGAGCUAAGGGCCUUGCGGGUUCUCAACGAAGACACGUAUCCCUAUGAGGUCAUCGAGGAGAUCGCCGAUUUCAUCACCAAGGGCUCCGGCAUGCGCCCCAAGAUCGGCAUCAUUUGCGGCUCUGGGCUCGGCUCUUUGGCCGAUAUCAUCCAGGACCCAAAGAUCUUCGAGUACGAGAAGAUCCCCAAUUUCCCGGUAUCCACAGUUGAGGGCCAUGCCGGGAGACUGGUGGUCGGCACCCUCGAGGGCGCCACAGUUAUGGCAAUGCAGGGACGAUUCCACUUCUACGAAGGCUACCCGCUGGCCAAGUGCUCGAUGCCGGUCCGCGUGAUGAAGCUGUGCGGAGUGGAAUACCUCUUCGCCACGAAUGCGGCGGGUGGCAUUAACCCCCGGUUCGCCGUGGGUGACAUCAUGCUGAUGCACGACCAUGUAAACAUGCUCGGUUUCGCUGGCAACUCCCCGCUCCAGGGUCCCAAUGACCCGCGUUUCGGACCUCGCUUCCCCGCCCUCGUCAAUUCGUACAACAAGGACCUAAUCAAUAAGGCCAUUGAAAUUGGAAAGGCAAUGGGUAUUGAGUCUAACAUCCACGUGGGCGUCUAUUCCUGCCUGGGAGGUCCCAACUACGAGACCAUCGCCGAACUAAAGGCUCUACGCAUGAUGGGUGUGGAUGCGGUGGGUAUGUCCACUGUCCACGAGGUCAUCACUGCCCGGCACUGCGACAUGAAGGUCUUCGCCUUCAGCCUCAUCACGAAUAAGUGCGCCACCGAGUACAGCGACAAGAAGGAUGAAGAGGCCAACCACGAUGAGGUUAUGGCCGUGGCCAAGAACAGACAGAAGGCCUGCUGCGAACUGGUCUCCCGUCUCAUCCGGGAAAUUAACACGACAUCCGCUUAGGCAGCGAACGAGGGAAUAGCGUUGGAUUCUAAAUUUAACAUUAGUUAAUUCACUAGACUCGCAUCUAAGACUCUCAUGACAUGGAUAGUCCCAAAAUUUACAGUAUAAGCUUAGGGAAUAGUCUAACUAAAUUAUGUAAAAUAAACUAGAAAUAUCACAAUUCCA